CUCUCUCUCUCUCUGCGUUGAAAGGGCGGAGACUUCCAUGAUCCACCUCCUCUGUUACUUUUAUAGUUGUAUUUGUCAUAGCUGAUUAGAAAAGCCUCUGUUCUAUCAAAGUUGGACUCUCCAAAUCCUUAUCAUGGCCAUCGAUGUUUCAACCUUGCAAAAUAUUUAUGUUGAUUCCUGUGAGAGACAUGGGGUCCUACCUAAUGCUGCGGUUUUAUCUGGUUUCUUCAAGGCUGAGGUUAAAAAGUCUUUCAAAGAACUAUGUAACUUGGAGAUAUUCUUGGACCAACUUAACGAUAUUGACUUUCCUCCUCUUCUCGAUGUUUGUUUGUCAAUUGACACUUCUGAGAUUGAAGCUGUUGACAUACAUGAUGGAUCAUCGCGUGUGUUGAAUGGAGACUAUGCUUUAUCUUUGAUGCGUGCGUUCAAUCAAAAGCUUCGAGUUGUAGAUCUUCAGGAUUCAUUAUAUGGAAAGGACUUCUUAAGGGAGCUGUCACAAGGAGGGUUGACAUGCCAAGUUUUAAACUUGAGGUCUUCACGUUUCCGGAAGCUCAACAUGGCGGGAGAAUUCAUGCGGAUACACACCCUCAAUCUUGAUUUCAACACUUCACUUACUAGCUUCCGUGAGGAUUGUUUUACUUGCAUGCCCAAUCUAAGUUACCUCUCAAUGUGUGCAACAAGAGUUGCAAAUCUUUGGACAACUAUUGCAGCACUUACUAAACUCUCGUCUUUGGUGGAGCUAAGGUUUCAAAAGUGGCUGUGCUGUAAUGAGACUGGGUCUUCUUCAGCACCAUGUGGUGGAAAGUCAGAUUAUCAAUGUGAAUAUGGUCAAAUAAGAAGUUGUUCCAACAAUGAAGCACCAUCCAUUGUUUUAGGUGAGCAAACAGAUUUUAACUCAGGCACAGAAGAGACACUCAGGAAUAUGUUUUCUUUCAAUGAUGUGACGAUGAAUCAAGAAGUUCAAAGCAUGAUGGAGGAUUCAUCAGAUGAUGGUGAAGUGGAUUUUUCAACUCACUGGCAAGAAUUCGAUUACAUGGAUUCAUUGUCCAAUGAAUCUUCAGGGUGGAACAGACAAGUCAAUCUGCAGGAUGAGGUGCCUUUUAUCACUAUGUGCAAUCGCAAUGAAGAAUCCUUGGCUGGUGCUUUCACAAGGCAUAUGACAGAUGUUGCUUUGAAGUAUAUUUCUUGUCAUGCUUCACCCAUAUGCUAUGAGAAGCAUUAUAAAGAAUACAUGAUAGCUUCAUUGCCCCAAUUGAAAACUUUAGAUAACUUGCCUAUCAGAAAGAUUGACAGGGAAAGGGCUGCUGUUACAUAUUCACAAUACUUUGAGUACUUACCAUACAAACGGAAAUAUAAAGAGAGUGUUGUUCGUAUUUUGAAUAGGCGUGAAAUAAAAGAAAAUCGUACAUUUUUUCAGACAAAGAAGAAUAAGCGUUCAUAUCCUUCCAAAAACUCACAAUACUUCUAUACCCGGUCUUUUUGUGCCGCCAAAGUGGGUUCUUCAGCUUGGCCUUCUUUGCAUCCACUUUCAGUGUCAGGAUGUGAUUUGGGUGGUGGAAGGAGGAGCUUUCGUCCAAGACAGUUCGAGUAUCAUCCUUCUAUCUCCAGCCUCUUGGUAUUUGGAACUUUAGAUGGUGAGGUGGUUGUAGUCAAUCAUGAGAAUGAGAAAAUAGUAAGUUAUGUUCCCUCACUUGGAGCAAUGAACAGUGUAUUGGGCCUAUGCUGGCUCAAGCGUUAUCCAUCCAAGCUCAUAGCUGGUUCUGAUAACGGCUCACUAAAAUUAUAUGACGUUGAGCAUAUGCCCCCAACACUUACGGGAAUAUAUUCAGGUGCUGGCUCAGUCACCUUUGAUGAUUUUGACCAGUUGACAUCUGUUCAUGUUAAUGCUACGGAUGAGCUAUUUCUUGCAAGUGGAUACUCAAAAAAUGUUGCUCUGUAUGACAUCAACUCUGGAAGGAGAAUACAAAUGUUCACUGAUAUGCACCGGGAACAUAUCAAUGUGGUCAAGUUCUCAAACCAUUCCCCGUCAAUUUUUGCUACUUCUUCAUUUGAUCAUGACGUCAAACUAUGGGACUUGAGACAGAAACCAAUGCAGCCUUGCUAUACAACUUCAAGCUCUAAUGGAAAUGUGAUGGUUUGCUUUUCUCCAGAUGAUCAUUAUCUUCUUGUAUCUGCUGUUGACAAUGAGGUUCGACAACUUUUGGCAGUUGAUGGGAGGCCACACUUGAAUUUUGAGAUAUCGUCAACUGCAAGUUCACAGAAUUACACUCGCUCCUACUACAUGAAUGGAAGGGAUUAUAUUAUAAGUGGGAGUUGUGAUGAACAUGUGGUCCGUGUCUGCUGUGCUCAAACUGGAAGGCGUCUCAAAGACAUAUCUUUGGAGGGACGAGGCCUGGGGACUUCAAUGUAUGUGCAGUCUUUGAGGGGUGAUCCUUUUAGGGAUUUCAACUUGAGUAUCUUAGCAGCUUACAUGCGUCCAAACUCAAAGUAUGAAAUUGUUAAGGUCAAUUUGCUUGCAUCUUGUGAUCGCUCCAAGGAAUGCUCUUACAGCCAACAUUCACAAUCAUCCAAUGGUAUGGGAGGUUGAACUCCAUCUGCUCACAGGCACACAUGCAAUUGUCAUACAUCAUACAUGCAUAUAACAUUGAAUACCCCAUUAUCCAUCAUCCUUGUAUAUAUAUAUAUAUAUAUAUAUAUGCUUUAUUCAAGUGUAAAUAAUUGAAGCAAAAGAUGAUUAAUGUUCUUUUGCUUAAUAAAAGCAAGUUCUUGGAAAUGGCA
Hevea brasiliensis (rubber tree) is the source of this 2778-nucleotide messenger RNA. Its product is annotated as protein DWD HYPERSENSITIVE TO UV-B 1. The record is from RefSeq and is a predicted model, not a curated record. NCBI's taxonomy places the organism in Eukaryota, Viridiplantae, Streptophyta, Magnoliopsida, Malpighiales, Euphorbiaceae. Bases 134 to 2587 code for a protein of 817 amino acids. Gene Ontology annotation, cellular component: Cul4-RING E3 ubiquitin ligase complex. Gene Ontology annotation, biological process: cellular response to UV-B. The transcript has 10 exons. Gene Ontology annotation, molecular function: protein binding.